Drosophila innubila is the source of this 1670-nucleotide messenger RNA. RefSeq names its product importin subunit alpha-like. The transcript has 4 exons. Gene Ontology annotation, biological process: NLS-bearing protein import into nucleus. Bases 1 to 1449 code for a protein of 482 amino acids. Gene Ontology annotation, cellular component: cytoplasm; nucleus. Gene Ontology annotation, molecular function: protein binding; nuclear import signal receptor activity. NCBI's taxonomy places the organism in Eukaryota, Metazoa, Arthropoda, Insecta, Diptera, Drosophilidae. The record is from RefSeq and is a predicted model, not a curated record.
AUGGAUAAGUCGGAAGAAAUUGGUUGCAAUGGUAAAAUUCUGAUCAAGAAGGAGCCAUUUUCGCGCGCUCGUCCCCACGAGGUGAUCAUUGAACUACGCAAAUCGAUAAAGGAGAAUCGAUUGUUCCAGCGUCGCAGCUUCAUUGAUGAAGAUCUAUCAUCGCCCCUCGAGGAGGACAACACCCAGUCGCUGGUGGAGUUGUCGAUGGAUGAGAUUGUAAUUGCCAUUCACAGCGAAAAUGAGGAGUACCAGUUCUUGGGCAUGCAGCAGGCCCGCAAGAAGAUUAGUCACAAAGGAGCUGCACCCAUUGAUCUGAUGAUCGGAUAUGGUAUUGUGCCCAUAAGCAUACGCUUCCUUCAAAAUACAAAAAACACCGCGCUGCAAUUGGAGGCCGCUUGGUUAUUGACCAACAUCGCUGCUGGCUCAGUAGAGCAAACGCGCUACGUCAUCGAUCAAAAUGCAGUGCCGAAUUUGAUUGCCCUGCUGCCGACAGAGUCCUUCGAGGUCGCUAAGCAAGUCGUGUGGGCACUGGCAAACAUCGCUGCCAAUGGUAAUGAAGAACGUGACAUUGUCAUUCAGCACAAUGUUAUCGAUAAGAUUCUGCCUUUAAUGGGCGAUGAUAUGCCCAUCUCUUUUCCACGCACUAUUGUCUGGUUGAUAUCGAUUUUGUGCGAGGAUCCAUUGCCGCCUUUUGAGCAGGUCAAGCGGAUGCUGCCAGUGCUGUCGCAACUGCUGAUAGGUGAGGAAUCUAAGGUGCAGUCCAAGGCCUGUUGGAUCUUAGCUAAUGUGGUGAAGUCCGACAACCUUAUUCAAGCAGUGCUUGAUACGGAUGCGGUGCCAAGACUGGUGUAUCUCCUCGAUACGUGUAGUAAUUCUCGCGUCAUUGUGUCAGCCUUACGAUGCAUUGGCAACAUCGUUUCCGGAACAGAUCGGCAGACCGAUGCGGUGAUCGAUUGCGGUGUUUUACCCACACUUGGCAAAUUGCUGCAGCACUCGCAUCACAUCAUUGUCAAGGAGGCUGCAUGGAUUCUGAGCAACAUAACGUGCGGCACUCGGGAACAGAUGAGUGCUGUACUGGACUCGGGCAUCUUUCACCAGAUACGCCAUGUGCUGGACAAGGGAGGAGCAAAUGCUCAAAAGGAGGCAGCUUGGGCCGUAACAAAUGCCACCUCAUCGGGUACAGCUGAUCAGAUUGUGGAAAUGUUUCGCGAGUACAAGUUAAUGAAGCCGUUCCUUGACUUGCUAGCUGCCACAGAUCCCAACACCAUUCAAGUGGUUCUCGGAGGAAUUUCCAAUCUCUUUGGAGUCUGUCUUAAAUUGGGGGGGAUUGAGAAUUUAUGCGUGAUGAUCGACGAUUUGGGUGGUUUUGAAAAGUUGCAUGCGUUGGAGCGCCACGAAAAUGAACAGGUCCGAAAUAAGACUAACGCCUUCAUGGAUAAAUAUUUCUGAAAUCUAAUUGACGCUCCUACACCAUAAUCAAUACACCUUAUCACACACACGCAAACACAUUUAUACAUGGACAGAAGAUAAAUUCUCUUUUGUGAAUUUCGGCCAUGAAAACGCAUCUUAGGCCCAUUGUCUUCAGAGCUUUCAUUUCCAUUUCACUCUUUCAACUGUUCUCAAAAUACUUACUAUUACACCCUGUCAGUUACAGGGUGUCACACACACAA